AGUCAUCCAGCCUUGAAUAAAGUCCAGCUGGGGGGGGGACUACAAGAUCCAACAGGUAAAGCCAAACAAGCUGCCAAAGUGCCUCCAGUGUGCUGGCCCAUCGUCUUCCUAGCCCUGCAUCAGUGACCCAUUGCUGGGCAACUGCCCUGCAGCUCUUGUGAUAGACAUGGAUCUGCUCCACAGUUGGGGAGUGAGUCUUGCUGUCCACUUGCAGACAGAGUACAGUGCCUAUGAGAGUUGGUUUCAGGUGGUGUCUUCUGUGGCAGACCUCCAUACCACUUUCUUCAUCUUCUUCCCCAUCUGGUUCCAUCUGAAAAGGGACGUUGCCGUCAAGCUAAUCUGGGUGGCUGUGAUUGGGGACUGGUUUAACCUGGUCCUAAAAUGGGUUCUUUUUGGAGAAAGGCCUUACUGGUGGGUUCACGAGACCAAGUUUUAUGGCACUGAUGCAGCCCCAGCUCUUAGACAAGUUCCAAUCACAUGUGAGACUGGACCAGGGAGUCCUUCUGGUCAUGCAAUGGGCUCUGCUGGGGUAGGUUAUGUGAUGGUAACUGCUGCACUAUCCAUUGCUGCUGAGAGAAAAUGUCCCGUUUGGCUCUAUUGGUUAUUACAGAUAUUGCUUUGGAUGUUGUUGGGGCUGGUGGAACUGUUGGUCUGCAUGUCCCGUGUUUAUGUUGCCGCCCACUUCCCACACCAGGUUAUAAGUGGAGUUAUCUCAGGUAUAAUUGUAGCUGAGGUGUUCUCCAGACAGCAGUGGAUCUACCGUGCAAACCUACAUAGAUACUUCGACGUCACCCUGUUCCUCCUUGUUUUUGCUGUGGGCUUCUAUGUUCUCUUGAAGGUUCUGGGUGUGGAUCUUCUGUGGACUCUAGAAAAAGCUCGGAAAUGGUGCAACAAUCCCACCUGGGUCCAUAUGGACACAUCACCCUUCGCUAGCCUGCUGCGCAACAUGGGCACCCUGUUUGGUCUGGGAUUGGGACUGCAUUUGCCACAUGGCUUUGAAAGCAAGUACAGCAGAAGUGCCCCCUUCAGGAUUGGCUGUAUUGGUGUAUCACUGGUUCUCCUGCAGCUCCUGGACUCUCUGACUUUCUCCUCAAAUAACCAAGCAAUUUUCUACCUUCUUUCAUUUGCUAAGAGUACCAUUGCUCUUCUAGUUCCCACUACACUUGUUCCUGGAGGGAUAUCCUUGCUUUUAUUGGGAAAGAAAGAUGAAAAGACCUCAUAGAUUAACAUUCCAACGGUAUGACAAAAUGAUAAAUGACAACUGCUCAAUCCAAAAACCUGACCUACAAAAAAACAAUGUUUUUUCAAUGGUUCUUUAGUCACGAAAGUGGUUCUAUAUAGAACCAUCAACACUGAAAGAACACUUUGCGUGAGUCUUUGCAUAGUGAAAGUGUUCUUCAGAUUGAUGAAGAAUAUGCUAUAGGUGGUUCUAUAUAGCACCAAAGAGGGUUCUGCUAUUGUUACGAUGUCAAGCUUGCUACAAUAGAAGAACCUAUUUGGUUCUAAUGGAACCCUUUUUAAAAAGGUUCAAUAUAGAACCAUCUACAGCAAAUCCUUCAUCAAUCUAGAAAAACAUUUCACAGUGAAAAGCCCUUUAAUCAUGCAGGGGGUUCCUUCAGUGUUCAUGGUUCAACAUAGAACCAUCUUUUUCAUUAAAGAACGCUUGAAAAAGCAUCUUUUUAAAGAGUGUAUCUAUCUUUGUAUCACAGCUGCUGUUUUUUAAGUUAGUAUUCUGUAUUUGGAUUCUGUCAACAAAGACUUAAUGUUCAGUUUAUUUAGGUCUUCAUGCAUUACACUUCCACAUUUUUUUGAAUAUACCUCAGAGCCCACAUAUAUAUAUUAUGUCUCUUUAAGAUUACUUUAACCCAUGAUUUCAUCUUGCCAUUGGUAUAAACUCCAAUUAAGGUACCUCCAUCCAUAUCUUAUCUCUCUGUGGUUCUGAAUGAGAGUGGCCCAUUCACAAAAACAUGACUCUGCCAUUCAGAAAACAUGUCCAAAGGUCCUUCUAUCAGCUCCUGCACUCUGUACCACAGAGAAGACGGUGUUCCUUGCUCUGCCCAUUCAGAAUUGUACAAUGCUGAGUUACUAAUUGUUUCUGAGACCAUGAAAGUGCAUCAGUUACAGCUUCAUUCGUUGGUUUAGAUCCAGAGCUACAGAUAAUGGAAAUACUCAGGGUUACUAGAGCUUUUAUUGUCUUCACAUGUUUUUUUAAGGGUUCAAGAUGCUAGCAAUUAGAAUUUAGCAAUUUUCUUUGUUUUUUUAUUUCCUUAUAUAAAUUCAUUAUUUUUACACUGUUGGAUAGAAACUGAUUUUUAGUGCAACUGGUUUUAAUACUUUUCAGGAUUAGUUGAUUUUCAUUCAGCCCAGUACAAAUUGUGUCUAGUGAUGUGGCAUUGCAGAUUUGUAGGUCAUUUAUGCCUGCAAAUUGCUGCUGUCAGAAGAAAACCUUGUAUCUCCAUUUUUGUCGUUUUUCAGUUUUUGACAUGAUUUGAAAAUGCCUGUUGGCCUUACAUUGUGUAUAAAUACAUGCUUACAUUGUGUAUAAAUUUCAUGAUAAAUGGACUGAAGGAAACAGCCCAAAAUGACUUCCGGUUCUAUUGACUUACAUUAAAAGUAAAGUAGGUUUCUUCUUUCUCCUGUAAAGUUACCAUUUUGGAGAUAUAAGGUUUUGUUCCGACAGGCGAAAUGCAUGUGUAUGUCUGUAUACUGUAACAAUGGACUGGUUUAUCAGCCAUUAAAUUUGUACUGUAAAUUAGUAAAGGAAACUAGUACACUGUGUCAA
Messenger RNA from Colossoma macropomum (tambaqui), 2782 nucleotides. RefSeq names its product glucose-6-phosphatase a, catalytic subunit, tandem duplicate 1 (gene g6pca.1). Lineage: Eukaryota; Metazoa; Chordata; Actinopteri; Characiformes; Serrasalmidae. The transcript is spliced from 5 exons. The coding region runs from base 167 to 1222 and encodes 351 amino acids. Gene Ontology annotation, molecular function: glucose-6-phosphatase activity. The record is from RefSeq and is a predicted model, not a curated record. Gene Ontology annotation, cellular component: membrane. Gene Ontology annotation, biological process: gluconeogenesis; glucose 6-phosphate metabolic process.